GAUGAACUCGAUUUUUCUCUCAGGUUGUCUCGCUAAGGUAAAGGUAAUCUUUGCAGAGAAUAUUGUUUGUUGCUCACGAAUAAAAGUGUUGAUGAUGGAUACGAAAAAUUUACUGCAUACGAAUAGGACAGAAGUGAGAAAAUUGGUUUUGGAAAAAUUAGGCCAAAGUGAGGAAGAUAUAAGGAAAGAUAUACAGUUGCUAAAAAAUUGGUUUAAUUAUCAAAAGCAUUUACCAGAGUUGCCUUGUGAUGAGGUCCUAGAGAUAUUCCUAGUUGUCAACAAAUUCAAUUUAGAAAAAUGCAAAAAGAAAGUAGACAAAUAUUAUACGAUAAGAAAAGAAAUACCAGAAUUAUAUGUUAAUAAAAAUCCAAAGUUAGAACAUAUGAAGGAAAUCGCAAAUGUUGUUUAUGCGAUACCACUACCAAAACUUACCCCAACCCUUAGCAGAAUCACCGUGAUGAAAUUCAAAGACACAAACCCAGAAAAAUACCACCCCUUAAACUAUUUCGCCCACACUUACAAUAUCCUGGAGAUUCGAGUGAGGGAAGACAUGAUGCUAACAGACACUCUCGUCUAUGAUUUGGAAGGUCUACAAUUCGGACAUCUUUUUAAAUUAAGAAUUGGAAUUUUAAGAAAGGCUUCGGCAAUUCUCGAAAAAGUGUUCACCAGUAGACUUGAAGCUAUCCAUUACAUAAACCUCCCGAGUUCAAUGCAAGUAAUAGUGAAUUUAGCCAAAAAUAUUUUUGGGGAGAAAAUGCGGAAAAGGAUUCAUGUACACAAAGAUUUGGAGAGCUUACAUCAACAUAUACCCAAGGAAUUUCUACCACAAGACUUUGGUGGAUCUGAAAAGACUUUAGAUGAGCUACAUGGUAAGUUUUCAUAAGAAUUUUCUAAUAAAUUCACUAUCUUUGGCUUUUUUAGUACUUUGGAAACAAAAAUUCGAGGACUACCAAGAAAUGUUUGAUCAUCUAGAAACAUUUGCACCAUCGGAAAAGGAUUUCAUUGACCGCGAACAAGAAGAUAUUGAAACUACAGUUAAUACAGAAUUCAAAAAUUUAUCUUUUGAUUGAAAAUAGAACAUCACAAACGAUUUUUUAGCCUUUCUAUGUGCAAAACCUAUUCAAAACUAUAAUACAGAAAAUACAAAGCCUAACAAUUUUGUUCUAUAUAAGGUAGUUAUUUUUCUUUAGCUCUAAUAAUUGUGGUAUUUUUUAAUUUUUCUAUUAUAUUGACUCUUCCUUUUUAAUCUACAUUUAUUUUUUUGAAAUUCCCAUAAUAGCCCAAUACAUCGUCAUUUUCAAGUUUAGUCGGUCUCAGUGAUUCAUCUACUCUUAGGUUUACCAAUUUUUCAUAUCUGUCUCUGUUUUUCUCAUAGCCUUGCAAUAAGU
Messenger RNA from Ceutorhynchus assimilis (cabbage seed weevil), 1388 nucleotides. The record is from the annotation of a GenBank genome assembly. NCBI's taxonomy places the organism in Eukaryota, Metazoa, Arthropoda, Insecta, Coleoptera, Curculionidae.